AUGGGCGGCGCGGUUCCCUCCUCAUCGCCCAACGGCGUCACCAUCGGCGAGACCAAGCUCCUGUCCAAGGCCAACGUCCGUCCCAUCCUCUUCUGCUCGCUCGCCGUCAUCGGCGCCAUCCUCUACGGCUACGAUGGCACCUACUUCACCGGCAUCCUCGAGAUGGACCGCUUCAAGCGCGAUUUUGGCGUCAUCAACCCUGCCAACGGUCAAUACGAGAUUCCGUCCAACGAUCAAUCGCUCUACGCCUCGAUCGUGCAAGCCGGUGAGGUGGUCGGUUCGCUCCUCGCCGCCCCACUGGGCGACUACGUCGGUCGUCGAGGUGGGUUCUUCGGUGCCUGUACGCUGGUCACCAUCGGUGUCGUGCUGCAGCUCGUCACCAUCGGCUCCAAGGCGCUGUUGACUCUCGGUCGAGGCGUGCUCGGUGCCGGUGUCGGUGUCAUCUCCAACUGCACACCGUUGUAUCUUUCGGAGAUCGCACCGACCGCGAUUCGAGGUGCGAUCGUCUCGUCGUGGCAGCUGAUGCUCGCCAUCGGCCAGGUGAUCGGCGCGUGCAUCGCUCAGGGCACCAAAGACAUCGAUUCGACUUGGUCCUACCGCAUCCCCAUCAUCUUCAACCUCUUCUUCGUCGCCAUCCUCGUCACGGCGCAAUUCAUCAUUCCGGAAUCGCCCCGAUGGCUCAUUCAGAAGAACCGCGAUGAGAAGGCCCUGGCGGCGCUCAAGCGGGUGAACAAGGGUCAGCACGACGAAGUGCGCGAGAAGGUCAUCGCGCUCGAGUACAACGCUUUCCGACAGGCGAGACAGGACGAGCUCGAGCUCUCGGGUGAGGGCGGCUGGAAGUCGUUGCUGCACGGUGUCGAGCUGCGGAAGUUUGCCUGCGUGUUGGGCAUCUUGAUCGGACAGCAGAUCGGGGGUGUUCAGUUCAUCUUUUCGUACACCGUGACGUUCAUGACCGCCGUUGGCCUCAAGGAUGCGUUCAUCAUCACGAUCAUUGUCGACGUCAUCGAGGUGGUAGGCGUGCUAUGCUCGUUCCUGCUGGUCAACCGAUUCGGUCGUCGACCUUUGAUACUUUGGACCUCCGUGCCCAUGUUCAUCGCGCUCUUCGUCGUCGCCGGCAUCGGCACCAAGGGUCUCCCUCCUCGAGGCGAGUCCUUGCCCUACCCAGGCGUCAUCUCCGUCACCGAAGGUCGCACCAUCGCGGCGAUGAUCUGCAUCUACGUCUUCUUCUUCAACCUCGCCUGGGGACCGCUGGCGUGGGUGGUGGCGAGCGAGCUGGCAGUCGGCAAAAACAGGAGCAAGAUCAUGUCGGUCGGCACCGCUUGCUUCUGGAUCGUCGCUUGGGCCGUCACCUUCACUCUGCCGUAUCUGUUCUACAAUGCAGGACUGGGUGCGCAGAUCGGCUGGAUCUACGGCGUUGGCACGCUGAUCGCCAUGACGUUCGUCUACUUCUACAUCCCCGAGACCUUCGGUCGGUCGUUGGAGGAGAUCAAUGAGAUGUUGGAGGCCAAGGUGCCGACGAGGAAGUGGACGAGCUGGUUGACCAACCAGGAGAGGCUGCUGGUCGAUCAGAGCAGGGUCAUGGACGAUGAUAUGAGCACCAACCCCACCGAUCUCAGUCCGAUCUCGUCGAAUGAUGGCAAGAAGAGCAAGGGCGCAGUAGGACAGUCGAGCCAGGACCGUAAUCCCACCAAGCUGGGCACGUCCGACGUGGAAAGCGCAUGA
Kalmanozyma brasiliensis GHG001 is the source of this 1722-nucleotide messenger RNA. Its product is annotated as General substrate transporter. The transcript has a single exon. Lineage: Eukaryota; Fungi; Basidiomycota; Ustilaginomycetes; Ustilaginales. The record is from RefSeq and is a predicted model, not a curated record. Gene Ontology annotation, biological process: carbohydrate transport; transmembrane transport. Gene Ontology annotation, cellular component: membrane. The coding region runs from base 1 to 1722 and encodes 573 amino acids. Gene Ontology annotation, molecular function: carbohydrate:proton symporter activity.